GGGGGGGGUCAGUGCGGGACGUGGCGGUGGAGUGGAGGUGGGAGGGAGCGGCGCCAUGACCCGCGGCAACCAGCGCGAACUGGCGCGGCAGAAGAACCUGAAGAAGCAGAGCGACUCGGGCAAGGGCAAGCGGCGGGACGACGGGCUCUCGGCUGCCGCCCGCAAGCAGAGGGACUCGGAGAUCAUGCAGCAGAAGCAGAAGAAGGCCGACGAGAAGAAGGAGGGCAACAAGUAGCGGGCGGCCGCGCCGGGCUGCCGCCCCAGGGCCGGUCCCGCCGGCAGGAUGCCCUGCGCCGCCCCCGGCCGGGUCCCGCCGGGACCCCCGGCAUCGCCCCGCGCCCUGCGGCGCCGUCCCUUAUUAAAGUAGCUGUGGAGCCCUGCA
Pseudopodoces humilis (Tibetan ground-tit) is the source of this 382-nucleotide messenger RNA. RefSeq names its product small EDRK-rich factor 2 (gene SERF2). The record is from RefSeq and is a predicted model, not a curated record. NCBI's taxonomy places the organism in Eukaryota, Metazoa, Chordata, Aves, Passeriformes, Paridae.